Centropristis striata (black sea bass) is the source of this 1283-nucleotide messenger RNA. It is a transcript of the gene psmb10, whose product is annotated as proteasome 20S subunit beta 10. Lineage: Eukaryota; Metazoa; Chordata; Actinopteri; Perciformes; Serranidae. Gene Ontology annotation, molecular function: threonine-type endopeptidase activity. The transcript has 8 exons. Gene Ontology annotation, cellular component: proteasome core complex. The coding region runs from base 115 to 951 and encodes 278 amino acids. The record is from RefSeq and is a predicted model, not a curated record.
AGUAAAAGUAAAAGCCUGAACAGCUCCGUCUUACAGAGCUUUUGUUAAAGAUCUUUAUCUUAAAUUCAGAACCAGCCCUAAAGUUCUUCUCCACCUCUUGUGUUGUCGCUGAAGAUGCUCCAUAGUAUGAAGCCCUGUGAGGGCCAGGCUGGAGGCUUCUGCUUUGAGAACAGCCGCAGGAAUGCAGCGUUGGAGUCCACUUUGUCUGAGUUUGGCUACAAAGCUCCCAGUGCCAGGAAGACAGGGACCACCAUUGCUGGGAUUGUUUACAAAGGUGGAGUCAUCCUGGGAGCAGACACCAGGGCUACAGACGACAUGGUGGUGGCUGACAAGAACUGCAUGAAGAUUCACUACAUCGCUCCAAAGAUCUACUGCUGUGGGGCUGGCGUGGCUGCAGACGCAGAGGUCACCACACAAAUAAUGUCGUCCAACGUGGAACUGCACAUGCUCAACACUGGGCGACCCCCACUCGUCGCCAUGGUAACCCGACAGCUGAAACAGAUGCUGUUCAGGUACCAGGGUCACAUGGGUUCAUCUCUGAUCAUUGGAGGGGUGGAUGUGACCGGAGCUCACCUGUACAGUGUUUACCCACAUGGCUCCUACGACAAACUGCCUUUCCUCACCAUGGGCUCUGGAGCUGCAGCUGCUGUCUCUGUGUUUGAGGAUAGAUUCAAACCAAACAUGGAGCUGGAAGAGGCAAAGCAGCUUGUACGAGACGCCAUUGCUGCAGGGAUAUUCUGUGACCUGGGUUCAGGAAGCAACAUUGACUUGUGUGUGAUCACUGAGGCUGGAGUGGAGUAUCUCCGAGGCUACGACAAACCCACCACAAAGGGAAAAAGGGAGGGACAGUACAGGUACAAGCCCGGCACCACGGCCGUCCUCACCAAAACUGUGACCCCGCUAUCUCUGGAUGUGGUCGACGUAUCGGUUCAGAUCAUGGACACUGAAUGAAGAACGAUAGAAAGCUCCUGGUGGAAUUAAAUCUGUCCAAAAUGUAGUAUGUGUUGGCUGCUCAAUAAAAAAAAGGCUGUGGUCAACUGUAUCAGUUUCUUGGUGCCUCUAAAGCAUCAUUGCCUAUAAAGGAAAUAGUUUUUUAACCAAAGCUUUUGCUUGUUAAAUAUCAUUCAUUCAUUCAUUAUCCUUAACUGCCUAUCUGCACUCGGGUUUAUCAAUACCUGUUAAAAAUCAAUAACUGCAAGUUAUUUGGUGACCACACUUGAAGAGUUGGAAGACUAACUGGAUUGUUCUUAAGAGUUUUUACUAAAACCUAUAAGCCAUAAAUA